This is a messenger RNA of Guillardia theta CCMP2712, 1512 nucleotides long. RefSeq lists its product as hypothetical. The record is from RefSeq and is a predicted model, not a curated record. NCBI's taxonomy places the organism in Eukaryota, Cryptophyceae, Pyrenomonadales, Geminigeraceae. The coding region runs from base 1 to 1512 and encodes 503 amino acids. The transcript has a single exon.
AUGGCGACGAAGCGUUCAGGGCAGAAGGUCGAGGUGCAGGAGCAACGUCUGCAGCUUGCAGAUAGAGAGGAAGCCGUUGAUGCUCCUGCACAGAAGAAGCGAGACAAGAAGGCCCGGAAGAGCAGCAGCUUCGCCGGGUCCUUGGAACAUGGAGAUUUGGUUGACCAAAGCAAGCAACCGGUUUCAAUCUGCGUCUGGGUUCCUAAGGGAGGAUGCGGCAAAACAACCUUCACCUUCCACAUCAGCCGAAUCUUUGCUGAGCGAGGAUACAAGGUGCUGAUGGUUGAUUGCGAUAGUCAGCGAGACCUGUCCCAGAUUUCGCUCCGGAAGAGGUUCGACGAAGAAACAGAGUACCAGGAGGAUUACACGAGGUACAUCACUAGAGAGGGCCCGAACAAAACGAGCGUCAACCGUACCCUGUAUCAGAUGCUUCAGCCCCUUAUUUCCCAGAAUCUUGGGGAGUACCGCAUUGCAGAGGCUAACCCUGAAGUCAUCCUUGAGAAGACUGACAAGGGAGGCUGUCUGCACUUGCUGGCCGGCCAUCAUGAGACGGACGUGAUCGACUCAAAGCUAGCCUCGCACGAAUCCACCAUCCAGACCUUUCCGCAAAACGCAGAACUCAUUGGUGGGGUGUACGCUGCGAUACAACGCGUUGCUCAGAACAUGAAAGCUGACAUAAUCAUCUGUGACCUGGCCCCGGGCAAGGGCCCAUUCACGCGGGCGCUCAUGAUGUCUUCAGACUACUACAUCGUCCCCGUCAAGCCUGACUUCUACUCGUACGAGGCCGUCACCUCCAUCGUCGAUCGGAUGACGCGGAACCCUGAAGGAGCAACGGGGUUCGCGGCAGAGAAUCAUUGCUGGAUCGAGUACGCGCACACGUACCUUGUUCCCAUGACGGCCAAAUGCAAGUAUCCCUUCCCAAAGAAGAGCCCAAAAUUCCUCGGGUACGUCAUCACCGAUUACUCAGUGCACAUCGCCAACAAUGGGCAGAUGGCUCAAGGUGUGGUCACAGAGCAGACGGCGAGGAAUCGCGAGAGAUGGAUGAACGCCAUUCACACGGUGGUUAACAGACGCGUCACUGACCUCGUCAACUUCUCGCUCACCAACGGCGAUCGAGUUUCCUCCGCGUUUGAAGUUGCGAGCUACAACGCGCUCAAUGUGGUGCCGUACCUCGUGGGGAAGGUUCGGUCCUUCGAGACCCUUCAGUCCAUUAGCCACAUCUGGGGAGUUCCAGUGCCCUUCCUCGACAAGGAUAAGGGACACUUCGUGCGCGACGAUGGCUUCGGGCAACUUGAGCCGAUGAACGGGCGAGACAUUCCCACCUACGUGGCCAAGUGCGACUUCUUCAAGAGGAUCUUUGAUCAGAUCGCAUGGACUAUGCUUUCUCUGAUCCAUUCUGACAAUGGGCCUGGCCGUUGCAGGAUCAAGGAGCCCGAGGACUUGCUGAAGAGCAAACUUGGCGGGCGACCGCCUCCAUCUCCUCUCUUCUUCAACGCUGACCGUGACAUGUGA